AUGGACUUGUGGAACUGGGAUGAGGCAUCACUGCAGGAAGUGUCCCUGGGGAACAGGCUGUCAAGGCUGGAAGGAGCUGAGCUUGGCUUCUAUUUCCCUGAAGUGGCGCUCCAAGGGGACACGCUGACGGAGGAGACGUGCUGGAAAGGACCCCCGCAGUGGGACUGCAGCUCCGGGCCACCGCACCCAGAAACUCCAUGGGCCGCAGAGCACGGCUCGCAGGCUCCGCCGCGGUCGGGAGACUGGACGCAGCUGGGGAGCACCGGCUGGGACGCCUGCAGCCGAGUCUCUCCAGCCCCGGGCCCCGCCCCCUUCGCCGGGCCCCUGGGGGUCACCGGCCAGAACACCACCCCGUGCUCCGGCGGGACCAGCGCGUGGUCGUGCGCCCCCACCACAGCCAGCUCCACCAGCUGGGACUGUUCUGCUGGCUCCGACGGCGCCAAAUACUGGGGCGGGCCUGGGGGCUCGGACUGUCCCACCUCCUGGGACUUGGGGCUGCGCGGGGGUCUCACCACCUCUCCAAAGGAGCGCCCGAGUUCAGAUCUCACCGCCCCCUCCGAACCGAAGCUGCCGUCGGACCGUGCAAAUCUGGCUCGUUACCCCAAAACUAACCACCGAGGUCCCAUUCAGCUGUGGCAGUUCCUCCUGGAGCUGCUCCAAGACGGGGCGCGCAGCAGCUGCAUCCGCUGGACGGGCAACAGCCUCGAGUUCCAGCUGUGCGACCCCAAAGAGGUGGCGCGACUGUGGGGCGAGCGCAAGAGGAAACCCGGCAUGAAUUACGAGAAGCUGAGCCGAGGCCUGCGUUACUACUACCGCCGCGACAUAGUGCGCAAGAGCGGGGGGCGCAAGUACACCUACCGCUUCGGGGGCCGCGUGCCCGGCCUAGCGCCUCCCCUCCGUCCCAUUCAGCUGUGGCAGUUCCUCCUGGAGCUGCUCCAAGACGGGGCGCGCAGCAGCUGCAUCCGCUGGACGGGCAACAGCCUCGAGUUCCAGCUGUGCGACCCCAAAGAGGUGGCGCGACUGUGGGGCGAGCGCAAGAGGAAACCCGGCAUGAAUUACGAGAAGCUGAGCCGAGGCCUGCGUUACUACUACCGCCGCGACAUAGUGCGCAAGAGCGGGGGGCGCAAGUACACCUACCGCUUCGGGGGCCGCGUGCCCGGCCUAGCGCCUCCCCUCCGCGCUGCGGCGCGGCCCGGAGCAGCAACCCAAUAA
This is a messenger RNA of Miniopterus natalensis, 1212 nucleotides long. The record is from RefSeq and is a predicted model, not a curated record. NCBI's taxonomy places the organism in Eukaryota, Metazoa, Chordata, Mammalia, Chiroptera, Miniopteridae.